AUGGCCCAAUCCCCGAUGCAGGCUUCGGAAGCCACGGGUGGCCACAAAAGGAAUCUCAGCAAUGGGACUCCGGAUAUCUCUCCGUUGAGACGAUCCAAGCGACAAAGGUCUACUGCUAGCCUGAAGGAAGUUUCUUCCAGCGAAGACUCAGGAGGAGAAGGCGAGGCUGUGCCCACGCCGAAGAAGGGGUCCAACGCUAAAUCUGCGCCCAACGCCACUAAAUCCAAGAAGACCCAAGUUGCAUCUUCCGUCAAGAAAGAAGCUGUCGACGAUACAGAGCUUGUUUCCAGCAUUCAAAUUGGGAAAAGAGAAUCUGUGGUGAAGCCUGAAGGCGGAGACGUCAGCGUAAAGACUGAAACAGAGGCAGCUUCGACCAUUCAGACCAAGCCCGCCAAGAAGGGCAAGAAGAGCAAAAAGGAGAAGGACGCCGAAGCGAUGCCGCUGGCACCACGGACACAGGGCCUGCGGAUGUUUGUUGGUGCCCAUGUCAGUGCUGCAAAGGGCGUCUUCAACUCCGUCACAAAUAGUACACAUAUUGGGGGAAACGCCUUCGCACUCUUUCUUAAGUCACAGAGAAAAUGGGACAACCCGCCUCUCCAGGAUGAUGUCCGCGAUCAAUUCCGUAAGAUGUGCGCUGAGCACAAUUACGAUGCUGCCAAACAUGUUCUGCCCCACGGGUCCUAUCUCGUCAACCUGGCGCAGAAUGACAAGGCGAAGGCUAAGCAAGCCUAUGACUCCUUCCUCGAAGACCUCCGUCGGUGUGAAGAUCUCGGUAUCAAACUCUAUAACUUCCACCCCGGAAGCACAAACCAAAACCCCCUCCCGGACGCGCUGGCCCGUCUAGCCGACACUCUGACCAGAGCAAUUACCGAAACAACCACAGUAAUCCCAGUUCUAGAGACGAUGUGCGGCCACGGCAACACAAUCGGCGGCUCGCUCUCCGAAUUCCGGGACCUGCUAGCCCUCAUCCCAAAAGAGCACCACUCCCGCAUCGGCAUCUGCAUCGACACAUGCCACAGCUUCGCAGCCGGCUACGAUCUCGUCACCCCAGAGGGCUUCAAAGCCUUCCUCGCCGAAUUCGACGAGCUAAUCGGCAUUCAGUUCCUGCGCGCCCUGCACUUGAACGACUCCAAGGCACCGCGGGGCAGUAAGCGCGAUUUACACGCCAACAUUGGAACAGGCUUCCUGGGUCUACGCGCGUUCCACAACGUCAUGAACGAGCCACGCUUCGAGGACCUGCCUAUGGUCCUGGAAACGCCCAUUGACCGUGUCCCCGGCCAAACGGGCGCUGCGGCGGCCGAUGAUGAUGCUGACAGUUGCUGCGAGAGUGAGUCUGAGAAGAAGAAGAAGACGGCGAAAAAGGGCCCUAAGCGGCCUGCUGGUGCUUCUCCGGCUGCAGUCGCCGACCCAGGUGUUUGGGCUCGCGAAAUCAAGUUGCUGGAGUCGCUUAUUGGGAUGGAUGCCGAGGGCGAGGAGUUCCGGGCGUUGGAGGCGAAGCUUUCGGAGGAGGGCCGUGCUAUGCGCGAGAAGCAGCAGGAGCAGUAUGAAAGGAAGCUUGAGACUGAGAAGAAAAAAGAGGCCAAGGCGAAGGAGAAGGGGCAAAAAAGUCUUAUGGAUGUCUUGAAAAAAGGGAAGGGGAAAUAA
Messenger RNA from Penicillium canariense, 1644 nucleotides. Its product is annotated as DNA-(apurinic or apyrimidinic site) lyase APN1. The record is from RefSeq and is a predicted model, not a curated record. Lineage: Eukaryota; Fungi; Ascomycota; Eurotiomycetes; Eurotiales; Aspergillaceae. Gene Ontology annotation, biological process: base-excision repair. The coding region runs from base 1 to 1644 and encodes 547 amino acids. Gene Ontology annotation, molecular function: phosphoric diester hydrolase activity; DNA-(apurinic or apyrimidinic site) endonuclease activity; DNA binding. Gene Ontology annotation, cellular component: mitochondrion; nucleus. The transcript is spliced from 5 exons.